AUGACCCAGCUCCGGGGCGAAAUCGCCGCAGAGCUCCGCGCCCUGCACAGUCGAGAGCUGGCAAACUUUGGGCUUCAGUUGAAGCACAUGAUUUCAGAACUGCCGACGUCCACGCCCUUGAAGCCACGGCGCAGCAAAGAUAGCUCAGGAGCAAAUGCCUCUGAGACAAGUGCGCGAGCAUUGGACUUGCCGGUCCAGGCCUCGAAGAGUCCCGACCUGGGCAUGUCCCCUUCUACCAACGACUCGCAAGCCACAGAUUCCACGGCCUCGACCAUCACUAAAGAGGUCGUCAAAUACGACGAAUCUACUGGCGAAGUUGCCGUUUCUGUCAAGACGUCGUGCAUGCCAGACUCCAGCAUCGUGGGCCUCGUGAACCACGAGCUCAGAUCACCGCUGAAUGGCUUGGCAGGGUAUGCAAGGACCUUGGCGGAGACUGAUACCAAGUACCAGAAGGAGUUCAGGCUCUUUACGAACACGGCGCAGUUCGCACUGGACAAUGUGACGAAUCUGAUCGACCUCUGGAGCUAUGCAGGAAAGCAGCUGGGCGACCUGGUUGCGGAUGGGGUCUCAGUCGAGGACGUCAAAGACCUGACCCAACAGCUCCUGAACCGGGCAACCACACGGAAAGGAAAGCCGCUGAUCAAGAGCACCGUGGCUUUAGAGAUGUCGGUGGAAGACCCCAGCCUCGCUCUGACUGGCGAUAUCUCUUCUCUCACAGAUAUGCACUUUCACCUCGUGGCCAACGCAAUCAAGUUCACGGACCGGGGCGAGGUGUCUGCGACCUGGAGAAGAACUGAUGAUGGCCUUUCCCUCACCGUCAGAGACACAGGUAUCGGCAUGGCGCAGACAUGUCUGAACCGCAUCUUCGACCCCUUUGAAGUCGAGGACAAGUCGGACUCGCGGAAGUACGAGGGGAUCGGCCUUGGUCUCGCUGUGGUUAGAGAAAUCGCCCGACUUCAUGGGGCGAAGCUUUUUGUCAAGAGCACCAAGGGCGAGGGAAGCGAGUUCGAAGUGCGCUUUCCGAGGGGAGCCCUCGUCGAUCCCACGAGGGACACUGCCUCGGAUCAUCAUUGA
Symbiodinium necroappetens is the source of this 1074-nucleotide messenger RNA. The record is from the annotation of a GenBank genome assembly. NCBI's taxonomy places the organism in Eukaryota, Dinophyceae, Suessiales, Symbiodiniaceae.